GCCGUUCGUAAGGGCAAGACCGCGAAAUCAUCGUCGAAGAACAAGCUUGCGUCGAAGACUAAGGGAAAGACCGCGUCUAGGUCCAAAUCAGCCAAGAGUAAGACCGCCAUCAAGACAAAGGCUGGUAACAGAGGCAAGACCGGAAAAGCGGCCGGAAAGAACAAGGCCGUUUCGAAGACCAAGGGCAAAGCUUCCAAGGCCUCCGCAAAGAACAAGGUCUCUCCCAAAGCUAAAGGUCGCGCUGGAUCGAAGAGCAAGGUCGCAUCAAAGUCCAAAGGCAAGACACUCUCGAAGAGCAAAGCUGCGACCAAGGGCAAGAAGGUCUCCGCAAAGAGCAAAGUCGCCAAAGGCAAGACUGCGUCGCGAUCGAAAGCCGUGAGCAAAGGCAAAAAGUCAUCGAAAGCACCUAAAUCAUCCGGGAAGAACAAACUUGCUUCUAAGAUCAGGAGCAAGAAUGCUUCCAAGGCCAGUAAAGGCAAAGUCACCAAGUCGUCCGCAAAGAACAAGGCCGGCGCGAAGGCUAAGGGCAAGACGACCUCGAAACCGAAAGCGGCUAAAGGCAAGACGACCAAGAACUCUGGAAGGCCGAAGGCUGUCGCCAAGUCCAAGGGCAAGACUGGAUCCAAGGCGAAGACGACAUCGAGGACGAAGUCGGUCGGCAAGGGAUUGAAGACCAAGGCGGCUGCAAAGGGCAAGACUGGCUCAAAGUCGAAAGCAGUCAACAAGGGUUCGAAGGCCAAGGCGACGUCGAGAGCUAAGACUGGGAAAGGCAAGACGUCGUCAAACCGCAAAGCCGGCGCGAAAGGGAAGACGUCCAUGAAGAGCAACACGAGCUCUAGGGGCAAGAAAACUACCACUGCUCGUAAGACCACCAAAGCCAAGACUGCGCCCAAAGGCAACACUCGAUCCAAGGCCGUCAACAAGGGCAAGACAAACACAUCCAAGGCGAGACCUGCUACCAAAGGCCGAACCUCUUCAACCAAAUCCAAGACCUCUCCCAACCGUGGAGCCAGCAAGAAGACGAAUGUGUCCAAAACCCGAGCUGCACCGGCCAAGAAGGCGACUCAACCCAAGAAGAACUCGGCUGCAAGACAAGCCGCACCUAGUAGGAAGCAGGCCGCUCUCAAAGCUGUACCAAAGUCGGCGGCAAAGCCAGUUCAAAAGGCUGCUCCCAAGAGGGCCGUGGCCCCCAAACGUUUGAACUCUUUCCAUCUCGUCGCCCCCAACUAUGAAUGUCAAUUCACCGCAAUAUUUACACUCUCGCAUUUGCAUUCGUUGAGCUCUUACCAGGCUUCUCCCGUGACAACUGGGAGCAACUCCCGACCACAACUUAACUCCGCUCAUAUUUGCACUCCAGGCACCUCUCGACUGCAAAAGUCCACUUCAAACGCUGAG
Molecule: messenger RNA, 1395 nt
Organism: Acaulospora colombiana
Lineage: Eukaryota; Fungi; Glomeromycota; Glomeromycetes; Diversisporales; Acaulosporaceae
Source: the annotation of a GenBank genome assembly